Messenger RNA from Parascedosporium putredinis, 5268 nucleotides. NCBI's taxonomy places the organism in Eukaryota, Fungi, Ascomycota, Sordariomycetes, Microascales, Microascaceae. The record is from the annotation of a GenBank genome assembly.
AUGAGCCUUCCACCUCUGGGCGGAGGCAGCGGGGCCCAGACGCAGGCUUCUCUGCCUGCGUUGCCCGCUCACCUCCAGUCCGAUACCCAGUUGACGGCUCACCUGGCCAGCCGAUUCCAUGCUGGCUCCCCGACUGCCCGUCUCUCCUCCCACGCCCUCGUGUCCAUCAACAACUAUUCCUCUUCCGCCAAGGGCAUUGAUGGAGGUCGAGAGGGUAGCGCCAUGGCCGGCGCUGAGGAAAUGGCUGAUCGCGCGUGGCUCAGGUUGGGACACCGCUCCGAAAACCAAGCCGUUGGGCGAAUCUGGCUCGGGCAAAUCCACCCUUCGAAGCCACUUGUUGACCUCGCUGCUCAACAAGACUUCCACCCUCUGUCCACCAAGCUCUCUCUUGCCGCCUACGUUUUCGACACCCUCACCACCACCAAGACCUCCACCACCCCAACCGCCUCCAAGGCUGGUCUGUUCUACGAGCUCCAGUACGACACGGCCACCUCUACCAACCCAAUCCUCCUCGGUGGUAAGCUUCUCGACCAUCGCCUCGAGCGCAGCCGAAUUGCCGACGUUCCCACUGGCGAGAGAAACUUCCACGUGCUCUACUAUCUUCUCGCGGGGACCACCGCUGCCGAAAAGGCCCAUCUCGGUUUUGACACCCAUGGCAACACCCAGAAGCGAUGGAGGUAUCUCGGCCAUCCCACCCAGCUCAAGGUUGGCAUCAACGAUGCCGAAGGCUUCACUCUCUUCAAGAACGCUCUCCGGAAGCUCGAGUUCCCUCGCAGCGAGAUCGCAGAAAUGUGCCAGGUUCUUGCCAGUAUCCUCCACAUUGGUCAGCUCGAAUUUGAAACUACCUCCGAUACCACCGUGACGGGUGAUGACAGUGGCGGUUUCUCCCACGAAGGUGGCCAGACCAUCACGGCUGUCAAGAACAAGGACACCCUCAACCUCAUUGCAGCCUUCCUCGGCGUAAGUGCCGGGGAUCUGCAGACCACCCUCGGCUACAAGACCAAGAUGAUCCACAAGGAGAGGGUCACGGUCAUGCUUGACCCUGAGGGUGCUCGGUCGCACGCCGGCGAGCUUGCGAGGACCUUGUAUUCGCUUUUCGUCGCCUAUGUGGUGGAGAGCAUGAACCAGAAGCUUUGCGCUCCCGAGGAGUCGAUUGCCAACACGGUGUCCAUCAUCGAUUUCCCCGGCUUCUCCCAGCAGGCCCAUACCAAGUCCACUCUUGAUCAGCUCCUGAGCAACGCCGCCUGCGAAGCCCUCUACAACCUUACCCUGCAGAACUUCUUUGAUCGCAAGGCUGACAUGCUUGAGUCGGAAGAGGUUGCCGUCUCGGCCACCAGCUACUUUGACAACUCGGACGCAGUCAAGGGCCUGCUCAAGUCUGGCAACGGUCUCUUGAGCAUUCUUGAUGACCAGACCCGCCGUGGUCAACCCUCCAUCAACGUCGGCGCGGCCACUGCCAAGCUCCCCGGCAGCAACUUUGCCACCGAAAACACCGCUGCCACCUUCACCGUGAAGCAUUUUGCCGGAGAGGUAGACUACCCCGUCAAGGGCCUCAUCGAGGAGAACAGCGAGGUCAUCUCUGGCGAUCUUCUCAGCAUGUUUGGCCGCACCAAGAAUGACUUCGUGGCCCGUCUCUUUGGCCAAGAAGCGCUCCAGACCGUGCACCACCCCAAGGAAAAGACGACGGUGAUGCAGGCCACCAUCAGCUCCAAGCCUAUGCGCGCGCCCAGCGUCAUGUCGAGGAAGACGACGAGGAGCGCUCGCCCCAGCCGCUUCGAGCGCCGCCAACAGCAGGAGGAGCUAGAUGCCCUCAGCGAGGCGGGCGAAUCGCGAAAGGGAUCCAAGCUCCAAAUCACCCACGGCGCCUCGGGCCAAUUCCUCUCUUCGCUCGAGAACGUCACCAAGGCUGUUGCUGACCCCACCACCAACGCCUACUUCGUCUUCUGCCUCAAGCCCAAUGACAGGCGGAUCUCGAACCAGUUUGACAGCAAGUGUGUACGCACGCAGGUCCAGACCUUUGGUAUUGCCGAAAUCAGCCAGCGACUUCGCGACACCAUGCUCAUUGGCACGGAGAGGGAGCGGGUCGAACUCGUCGUCGAGGAGAAGAGGUGGCCCAGCAAUGAGGUCAAGGUUGGCUCCACCGGUGUCUUCCUAAGCGAGCGAUGCUGGAUGGAAAUCUCCCAGCUUGGCGACACGUAUUCUGCUUCGGGCGGCUUCGGCCCCUCCGAGGCAGGCGAUGGCAUUACUCCCGGGGACCAGGUAUCGUACGCUGCCUCCAAAGAGCGUCUCUUGUCGACGGGUACUCCCACCCCCAUGGGCUACGGCGAGAAGGGCAAGAGUGGGUACUUUGGAAACGACGAUACCCGCUCCGAGGCGGGCGUCUCUGCCUAUGGUGGCGGUGACAUGUUCAAGAACAUGGACACCGUCGAACAAAUGGCGGAGCGCAGCAACGAAAAGGACAUGGUCGAGGUCGAGGAGUAUCGCGACAGCCCUGGGCGCAAGCGAUGGGUCUUCCUCGUCUACUUCCUCACCUGGCCUAUUCCCGACUUCCUCAUCAAGUGGCUGGGUAAAAUGCCUCGCAAGGAUCUCAUUUGCCCCAAGCAGCACGUCUACAGCCCUGCAGAGCUUUCGUCGUUCAACGGCAAGAAGGGCUCCGACGGCGCCUACGUCUCCAUUCGAGGCUACGUCUUUGAUCUUGAGGAAUACGCGUCGCACCACUACCCUCCGCCCCCAGUCGUUGACCGUAAGACACUGCUCAACUAUGCUGGUCUUGACAUUAGCAACCUCUUCCCCAUCCAGGUCUCGGCGCUUUGCCAAGGCAAGGACGGCACCGUCGAUGAACACGUCACCCUCGACUACAAGUCUACCAACAUCUCUGGCUCUCCUCUUCUCAUCGACUCGCGGGACUUCAACGCGCAGUAUCACGACUUCCGCGCCUUCAGCGAAGGUGGAGAUAGCCGCCCUGACUGGUACUAUGAGCAGAUGACGAUGCUCCGGGAGAAGCUCUCGGGUCUCGAAUCGGGCAAGCGAAACAUUGCCAUUAUUGGUAGCCGCGUCUACGACUUGACCGAGUACCUCAAGGGAGGCCGUAGGCUCGUCGCUUUCCCCGACGAGGAGGACCCGCCGACCGAUCUCGAGCUGACCAACUUCAUGGAGCCCGACCUUACCAGACUGUUUGAAGUCCGCUCCGGCGAAGACCUCACGGAGCUCUGGGAGAACCUGGCUUUGAGCGCCGCCGCCAAGAAGCGCAUGAUGGCCUGCCUGAACAACCUGUUCUUCGUUGGUGACGUGGAUACCCGUCGCUCGACGCGCUGUCUCUUUGCGGAAUACCUCGUCCUCGCUGUCUCCAUUCUCCUCGCGUCCGUCAUCUGCUUCAAGUUCUUCGCCGCUCUCCAGUUUGGCACCAAGAACGUUCCCGAGAACAUUGACAAGUUUGUCAUGUGCCAGAUCCCUGCCUACACGGAAGACGAGGACUCUCUGCGCCGUGCCAUUGACUCGGCUGCUCGCAUGAAGUACGACGAUAAGCGCAAACUCUUGGUGAUUGUCUGCGACGGCAUGAUUAUCGGUCAGGGCAACGAUCGUCCCACCCCGCGCAUCGUACUCGAUAUUCUCGGCGUGUCCGAGUCGGUGGACCCCGAAGCCCUCAGCUUCGAAUCCCUUGGUGAGGGUCUCAAGCAGCACAACAUGGGCAAGGUCUACUCGGGUCUCUACGAGGUGCAGGGCCACAUCGUCCCCUUCUUGGUCAUUGUCAAGGUUGGCAAGCCUUCUGAGGUGGCCCGUCCUGGUAACCGUGGCAAGCGUGACUCGCAGAUGAUUAUCAUGCGCUUCCUCAACCGUGUUCACUACAACCUUCCCAUGAGCCCUCUGGAGCUUGAAAUGUACCACCAGAUCCGCAACAUCAUUGGUGUCAACCCGACGUUCUACGAGUUCAUGCUCCAGAUCGAUGCCGAUACCGUGGUUGCCGCCGAUUCCGCCACUCGCAUGGUGUCUGCGUUCUUGCACGAUACCCGCCUCAUUGCCGUGUGCGGUGAGACGGCGCUGACCAACGCCAAGUCGUCGUUCAUCACCAUGAUUCAGGUCUACGAAUACUACAUCUCGCACAAUCUGUCCAAGGCCUUUGAGAGCUUGUUCGGAUCCGUCACCUGUCUUCCCGGUUGUUUCUCCAUGUACCGCAUCCGGGCCGCGGAGACGGGCAAGCCGCUCUUUGUCAGCCGCGAGGUCGUGGAGGCUUACUCGACCAUUCGCGUCGACACGCUGCACAUGAAGAACCUGCUCCACCUUGGUGAGGAUCGUUAUCUGACGACGCUGCUCCUCAAGUUCCACAGCAAGUACAAGACCAAGUACAUCUUUGAGGCGCACGCCUGGACCAUUGCCCCCGACUCGUGGCAGGUGUUCCUUUCGCAGCGUCGACGAUGGAUCAACUCUACCGUGCACAACCUCAUGGAACUCAUCCCGAUGAACCAGCUUUGCGGUUUCUGCUGCUUCUCUAUGCGCUUCAUUGUGUUUGUCGAUCUGCUCAGUACCAUUGUGCAGCCCGUCACGGUUGCUUACAUUGCCUACCUCAUUUACAUGGUCGCGGACAAGAAGACGGUUGUGCCCGUCACUGCUUUCGUGCUGCUGGCUGCCAUUUACGGUCUUCAGGCCAUCAUUUUCAUUCUCAGGCGCAAGUGGGAAAUGAUUGGUUGGAUGAUUCUUUACGUGCUCGCCAUCCCCGUCUUCUCGUUUGGUCUUCCUCUCUACUCGUUCUGGCACAUGGACGACUUCAACUGGGGUAACACGCGUGUGGUUGCCGGUGAGAAAGGCAAGAAGGUGGUCAUUAGCGACGAGGGCAAGUUUGACCCGUCCUCGAUCCCCGCAAGCGAUGGGAGGAGUACCAGGCGGAGCUCUGGGAGCUACGCCACCAAGGCCAACCAGGCCAUGUCGGAGUAUGGCUACCCCAACUCGCGGCCCGGCUCGACGCUGGGUGUCUACCCACCGAUGCCCGGUCUCCCCGUCUCGAGGCUCUCGUACGCGGGCUCGGACGUCAUGGGCAACAGGCAGAGCACCUUUGGCGGCUCUCAAUUCUUCACGCCCGAAGACAUGGUUGGCCUGCCUAGCGAUGACGAGAUAUUAGCCGAGAUCCGCGAAAUCCUGAGGACGGCGGAUCUGAUGACGGUGACGAAGAAGGGCGUCAAGCAGGAACUUGAGAAGAGGUUUGGCGUUCCUCUCGACGCCAAGAAGGCCUACAUUAACAGCGCCACCGAAGCCAUUCUUUCCGGACAACUCUAG